Oldenlandia corymbosa var. corymbosa is the source of this 807-nucleotide messenger RNA. Lineage: Eukaryota; Viridiplantae; Streptophyta; Magnoliopsida; Gentianales; Rubiaceae. The record is from the annotation of a GenBank genome assembly.
AUGGCAAUUUCUGCUCUAUCAGUAUUCAAGGGAAGACCUUUUGCUUCCUCAUUCAAUUCUCCUCUAAGAAGGAAACGAACCCACAAUUUUCCUGUAAGAUUUGCACUGAAAAACAACUUCAGCGCCGCCACCCCCUCCAUUGCUAUGAGUGAUGAUAACAGCAGAAGAAAGCUGCCCAUUUUAUUGUUUGAUGUGAUGGACACGAUUGUCCGCGACCCAUUUUAUCAUGACGUUCCAGCAUUCUUCCGAAUGUCGUUCAAGGAACUGAUUGAGUCCAAGCACCCGACGGUCUGGUGUGAAUUUGAAAGGGGUCUUAUUGAUGAGUCAGAGCUGGCUCGUAAGUUUUUCAAAGAUGAGAGGUAUUGUGACAUGGAAGGUCUCAAAAGCUGCAUGAAAAGAGGAUAUUCUUACAUAGAAGGGGUCGAAGAAUUACUUCAUUCUUUGAAGAAUGCUGGCUAUGAAAUGCAUGCUUUCACAAAUUAUCCGAACUGGUAUUUGAUGAUUGAAGAUAAAUUAAAACUCUCUACUUACCUAUCCUGGACAUUUUGUUCAUGUAUAUUUGGAAAAAGGAAACCUGAAGCUGAUUUUUACUUAGAAGUGAUCGACCACCUUAAAGUCCAUCCCAGUAGCUGCAUAUUCAUUGAUGAUAGAAUGAGAAAUGUUGAAGCAGCAAUUGAAGCCGGCAUCACAGGUAUUUUGUUCAAAAAUGCAGAAUUAUUACGGAAAGAUCUGUUGAUCCAUGGCAUUGACAUUUCAGAGAUUGAAGAUACCAAAACUCAAGAUGUAGCAGCUGAACCUUUGGAGUAA